CUCGCUGUAUCGGUCCCUGCAGCGCGGGGAGUUGCCGUAACGGGGAGGGCAGGGAGACCUCGCAGCAUGGCACGGCCGGUGGAGAGAGUAUCAAAGGAUGCUGUGCAGCAGCUGGCCAUUGAUCGGGAAACGAUCAGGAAAGAACUACGCAGUCAGAAACUGCACACAGACUUCAAUGUCAACUUCCGCACGAAAUUUCACUGUAUUACAGGAAAACCUAAUGUCCGCGAUGUGGAUAUGGAAGGGGAGGAGGAUCAGCAUUUAUCAAAGAUACUAAGGCGGAACUUUCUGGAACCAAGGAUGAAAUAUGCAAUGCCACAGACAGAAGCUCAGGAGAUUGGCUGGAUAACUACUCCGCUGAUUUCUAAAGAUCUGCAGGAUCGGAGACUGAACUUUCCUCACCAAAGUAAUGAGAUUACAAGAUUCAUGGCCCAGUUCUUUCUUCAAAAGGAAAGCUCCAAAAAAUAACGCCAGCCACAUAAUCAUUCCUUUAAUUUACCUGCUAAAUGCUGGUUACUACAAGACUUCAGAUAUGUAAAAAUACUGUGCAAGAUAGUUGUAAUUUUGCAUAUUUGUCAAGAAUAAACAUGCAUAACAGCUGGAAAAUACCUUGGUUUAUUGACAUUGUUUAAAUUGCAAGGCUUAAGCUGAGGGAAUAUGAUCCUUGGUUGACUAUAGUCAUUCAUUUGCAUGAAGAAAUGUAUCAUUAUGUUUUAUGUUACUUUUCCUUACAUAUAUAGUACAAAGGCCAAAACUAUGGCCCCAGUUUUGCUGGGUGGGAUCAGCACUCAUUGCUUGCAUUCACAUUACUCCAAGUUAAUCUGGUUUGCAAGUGUAUAGCCGAUCUUGCUGGCCAUAACUGUCCUGAAGAUGAGCACUGAGGCACUGUGUUGCCCAAAGGUUUUGAACAAUCUACAGUUGGACCCCCAGUUAUAUGGUUUUGACUUCUACUGAUUCAUGUGCAGAUGUGUUGUACAAUUUGACUUCUUUCCAAAAUAACCUGGCUCUUUAGACUGUCCCACACCCACUGCUCCUAUCCCCAAGCCUCAUAGUCCUGUGUUAUUAGUUGCACAUAAUAUAUUGAAAUCUCCAGUUAAAUUAAUCCUACGCAUCUAAAUUACAGGCAAUACACAGGUAUUUGUUUAACCUCUUGGGGGCAGGCACGGUAGUGUAGCGGUUAGCGUAACGCUAUUACAGCACCAGUGAGCCGGGUUCAAAACCAGCCGCUGUCUGUAAGGAGUUUGUACGUUCUCCCUGUGUGUCUGUGUGGGUUUCCUCCCACAUUCCAAAGAUGUACGGGUUAGGGAGUUGUGGGCAUGCUAUGUUGGCACCGGAAGCGUGGCGACACUUGCGGGCUGCCCCCAGAACACUCAACGCAAAAGAUGCAUUUCACUGUGUGUUUCG
Messenger RNA from Pristis pectinata (smalltooth sawfish), 1404 nucleotides. It is a transcript of the gene cfap144, whose product is annotated as cilia and flagella associated protein 144. The coding region runs from base 67 to 468 and encodes 133 amino acids. The record is from RefSeq and is a predicted model, not a curated record. The transcript is spliced from 4 exons. Gene Ontology annotation, cellular component: ciliary base. NCBI's taxonomy places the organism in Eukaryota, Metazoa, Chordata, Chondrichthyes, Rhinopristiformes, Pristidae.